Molecule: messenger RNA, 826 nt
Organism: Fimicolochytrium jonesii
Lineage: Eukaryota; Fungi; Chytridiomycota; Chytridiomycetes; Spizellomycetales; Powellomycetaceae
Exons: 1
Coding region: 240-683 (147 amino acids)
Source: RefSeq, a predicted model, not a curated record
GCGUUUUCCACAAAUUAGAAGGCAAUUGGAUUGGCUUGGAAGUUCGCAGGAGGCCUUUUUCUGCGUGCUCCAGCGAAUGAACUAGAGGGGACCGUCCCGCUCUAUGGAUGCAUAUCAUGCAUGAAGGGUGAGAGCAGAGCGACAGCGCAGGCUGUUUGCCAGUGAGGGGCCUUCCGCCAGUGACCACGAGAACGGCACUCCUCCCCCCAGCGGCGGCGGCACUCCUUCCCCCAGCAGCGAUGUUGCCAACCACCAAGGACUGCCCCCUCCCACUGUGCGUACUCAGUCUCACAUUGAUAUUCCCCUCCCCAAGCGCCUCAAGCGGCCCCUUCAGUCUAAGUUUCAUAGGCUUGGCCCCGCUGACGCCCAAAGCUCGCCGCAGCCAGUCCCGUACAACAUCCGGUGUCCUCAAAGGUUCAUCGGCAAAGCCUUGGGACAGACUGGACAUGUUGUUCUUCCUCGGACUCAUGGAUCAGGUUGAAGAUGUGGGGGAUGACAGGAUUUACGAAUCGACGAUGCCGGGGCCUGAGGGGAGGACCUACGCAGCAAAGCUGCAGCUGCUCAGCGAGAACCCAUUUGAGGAUGAGUACGCCCAGCUGGAACAGUUUAUUGAGCAUGUGAACCCCACGUGCGAUGGGCUGUUUGACAUGAAGAUGACCAUGGUCGUUGGGGAUGUGCCCUGAACCGCAGCUCGAAGUGGAGUGAAAAACACCGCGAUAGGAUCCGCCGCAGACUGUUCAUCUCUAUCCUCCUAGAUCUGAGCACCCGGCAUCUUCGUGCGAACUACUUUUAGCGCUGGAUGUCCGCCCAGUUUUGAAACAGUUUU